This is a messenger RNA of Aspergillus wentii DTO 134E9, 1092 nucleotides long. RefSeq lists its product as uncharacterized. Bases 1 to 1092 code for a protein of 363 amino acids. The record is from RefSeq and is a predicted model, not a curated record. Lineage: Eukaryota; Fungi; Ascomycota; Eurotiomycetes; Eurotiales; Aspergillaceae. The transcript has 3 exons.
AUGGCUUCGUCAGAGCAGUAUUCACAAGCCUAUCUGAAUGAGUCUAAACAAUCGCUCAUUGUCGGUGUCUGUGUAUUCUUCAUCUCGAUUGACACUCUUGCCGUUGCGUUGCGGUUUCUGUCCAAGUAUAUUGGUCGUUUGCGUCUUGGAUGGGAUGAUGUUUUCAUAGUCUUGGGUCUGAUGAUCUGUAUUGCCGAUGCAUCGUGUACAAUCGCCGACGUUCGAUAUGGCGGGAUUGGUCUUCACGAGGCACGAGUCAUGCAGAUUGACCCGAACAUGAUGAUAACCUGGGGCAAGUUCAUCAUCAUCAUUCCAAUCGUCUACUUUUCCACCGUCGUCCCUCCAAAACUGGUCAUCCUCCAUCUCUACUUGAGUAUCUUUACGGAUAAGAGACUUCGAUACGCCUGUUGGGUGAUCGUGGCUAUUACCAUCAUGAAUUGGAUUGCCGUUACCAUUGCUGGCUUCCUCUCGUGUAUCCCGUUUGACUACUACUGGACUGGGGUGGGACACUGCAUCGACACCAACUCAUAUCUUCGCUGGGGUGGCUUUGCCAACAUCCUCACUGAUCUCGUCAUGCUGAUCCUCCCCAUGCCGAUGGUUUGGAAUCUGCAUGCCUCUCUACGUUUGAAAAUGGGCAUCCUCUUCACCUUCCUGUUGGGAAGUUUAGGUUUAAUCGCCUCCAUCGUCCGCUUCAUCGAGUUCUACAUCACCGACGCCCAAGGCGACCGCACCUGGGCCGCCAGCACCCUCGUCAUCUGGGCCGUCAUCGAAGGCGGCAUCUACAUGAUCGCCGCGUGCCUGCCCACCUACCGUCCCCUCAUGAAAUCCAUCUCCCGCCGCGUCCGCCAAAAGGGAAGUCAGGACGCAAGUACCAGCGGGCAGGGGUAUUCGGGGUUCUCGGGCUCAGGGAGGAGUGAUGUACGUGUGCCGCGGGAUUUGAAGCAUUUCUCAGCCAGGUUUCAGCGUGUCGGAGAUUCGAUUGAUGAGGAGGAGGAUGCUGUGAGAUUGGUAGAUAUCGGGCAUGGGCAUGGGCGGGAGAAUAAGGCUGCGCCGGGGACGAUUGUUGUUGAUCAGCAGUUUUCUGUGCAUUGA